UUGCCUGCAAGCAAGAAAAGGAAGGAGGAACACCAUGCUAACAUUUCUGUGCUCUGUUCUACAGCUUGCAAAGACGCAUCAGGCGACGUCAUUUUCUUAACAGACAGCUCUGACAGCAUAUAUCCAAAUGAAUUCAAGACAAUGAAAGAAUUCAUGAUAUCUGUCGUCAACAAGUCCGCCGUGGCGCUGGAUAAGGUGCACUUUGGUGUCAUGCAGUUCAGCAAUGACAUACAACUGGAGUUUCCCCUCGAUCUCUACUACACCAAAGAGGAAAUGUUUAAGGCCAUCCGUGAUAUGCAGCAGUUAAGUGAAGGCACGUACAUAGGAAAGGGCCUCAGAGAGGUCUCACAGUAUUUUGAUGCCAGCAGAGGAGGGCGUCCUAACCUGAAGCAGUGGCUGGUAGUGAUAACAGAUGGCAGAUCCAAAGACGAGGUCAAAGGCCCCGCUGAAGCUCUGAGGGCCAAACAAGUGGUGAUCUACUCCAUUGGAGUGGGUAAAAUUGAUAACACUCAGCUGACAGAUAUCAGCGGUUCAUCAGACAGGACGUAUGUUAAGAGGGACUUCGACGGGCUAAAGGACAUAGAGACCGAGGUGGCCUUGAAGAUCUGCGAUAGAGAGUGUAAGAAGACAGAAAAGGCUGACAUUAUUUUCCUGGUGGAUGGGUCAACAAGUAUAGAUAAAACAGAGUUUGACAGCAUGCGGAAGUUUAUGGAGUCAAUAGUAAAGCUAACCACAGUUGGCAAGAACCUGACACGUUUUGGGGUCAUUAUGUACGCCACUACAGCAGAGUCUGCUUUUACUUUAAACAACUAUGAGUCCAAACAAAAGGUUCUUGAAGCAAUAACAAGUCUGAAACAACCAAAAGGAGACACCUACACGGGCGAGGCCUUGGCAUACUCACGGAAUUUCUUUAACGCUGAGCACGGCGGCCGGAAAGCAGAGAAGGUGCCUCAGAUUCUUAUGGUGAUAACAGACGGGGAUGCCACUGAUCAUCCCAGACUGAAGGAUGAAUCUGAUGCACUGCGAGAAAAUAAGGUCACCGUCUUCAGUAUUGGAGUGAAGGAAGCAGUCAGGGAGCAGUUGGACAUCAUGGCUGGUGGCGACACCUCCAAAGUUUUCUACGUGGACAACUUUAAAGCCUUAGAAACUCUGUACAAGAACAUGUCUUCUGCCAUCUGCAAUUCCACUAAGAAAGUUUGCGAGCAGGCCGACCUGGUCUUUCUAAUCGAUCGGUCUAGCAGCAUCAACAAAGAAAAUCACCAAAUUGUGUUGAACUUCACGGCAGAAGUAGUGAACAGCUUUAAUGUCAGUAAAGACUUUGUGCAUGUUGGACUUGCACAGUUCAGCGAUGAGCCUCAUAAAGAGUUUGACCUCAACACGUACUACAAGAAGGAGGAGAUGAUGAAAACAAUCUCAAAUUUGAAGUACACUGGUGGAAACACCCUUAUAGGAAAGGCCUUGGUUCACAUUAAGGAUUACUUCAAGGGCGGCCGUUUUGGGGUCCCCCAGAAUCUGGUGGUGAUCACAGAUGGCGAUUCUCAAGAUGACGUGGAGGACGCGGCUGAAGAACUCAGGGCUCAGGGGGUGGUGGUGUUUGCCAUUGCCUUAGGAGACGUCCACGACCUGCAGCUCCUGCAGAUGACUGGAGACCCGGAGAGGCUGUUCAAUGUGCGGAGCUUCGACGCCUUGGCAAGUAUCAAGAGAAAGGUGGUCGAUGCCCUUUGCAAAUCUGAACCGGAGGAUCAGCCCUCUGAAUGCACCAUUGACAUCGCCAUGGGAUUCGAUAUCACUACUAGAACUGGCGCUAUUGGUGAGAUGCUGUUCAGCGGCCACGCCAAGCUCCAGAGCUUCCUGCCCGAGAUCGUCCGCUACGUCUCCUCGGUAGAAGGGCUGUGCUGCGUGAAGGGACCUGUCAGGACCCAAAUUGCCUUCCAAGUGUCAGACCGUGAAGGACGUCCCCUGUACGACACAAACUUUGAAGGCUACAGCGAGGAAGUGGUGAAGAAAAUCACGACCUUACUGAUGUUGAAUCCUAGCUACUUUAACACUGCCGUGCUGAAAUCCUUCAAGGAGAAGUUCAGGACUGGGUCCACUGCUCGUGUGAAGGUUCUGGUGAUGUUCUCAGACGGACUCGAUGAGGACGUGAUCAGAGUGAAGCAAGAAUCAGAGCUGCUGCGACAGUCGGGGGUCAGCGCUCUGCUGACCGUGGCUCUGGAGGGGGCGCGGAACCCCGGCCAGCUGCCAGAGGUGGAGUUUGGCCGAGGGUACGUCUACCUGCUUCCUCUCAGCAUCGGCAUGCCGAGCGUCAGCAACACCAUCCUCAAACAGAUU
Molecule: messenger RNA, 2331 nt
Organism: Micropterus dolomieu (smallmouth bass)
Lineage: Eukaryota; Metazoa; Chordata; Actinopteri; Centrarchiformes; Centrarchidae
Product: collagen alpha-6(VI) chain-like
Biological process (GO): extracellular matrix organization
Molecular function (GO): extracellular matrix structural constituent conferring tensile strength
Source: RefSeq, a predicted model, not a curated record